Capsella rubella is the source of this 1868-nucleotide messenger RNA. RefSeq names its product RING-H2 finger protein ATL43. Bases 259 to 1482 code for a protein of 407 amino acids. NCBI's taxonomy places the organism in Eukaryota, Viridiplantae, Streptophyta, Magnoliopsida, Brassicales, Brassicaceae. The transcript has a single exon. The record is from RefSeq and is a predicted model, not a curated record.
AAUGAAAAUUGAAGGCCAUGAAAGAUGAAAGAAGGAGAGGAGUAGUCAUGUUUUUAAUGCAAUCCUCUUUGUCAUUACUCACUUUGUUUUCUUUCCCUUUAAAAUCUCUCUCUCUCUCCCUCUCACACUCACAAAAGUGUCUCCCUUAUUUUCAGGCACUUCUCUACUAUAAUAAUUUUUAAUUUUUGAUUUAGCAAAAAAAAAAACCAUUUAAAAAGUAGUAGAGACCUUCUCUUUCAACUAGAAGCCCCUUAAGCCAUGUCUUCCUCUUCCUUGCUACUUCUUCUCUUCUCUCUUCUAUCUCUGUUCCUCAAUGUCUCACUCGCAGACAAUCACACGGCAGUUGUUAUUACGACCUCAGCCACCCCGCCGUCGCCACUUCCUCCGCCUUCUCCACCACCACGGCAUAACUUAACUUCUUCUUUCAUGCCCGGGAUCGCCGUUGUCAUCGCCGUCCUCACCGCGUUUUUCUCUCUCACUUUCUUGCUCCUCCUCUACGUCAAACACUGCAAACGAAGAAACGGCGGCGUUUACGUUAAUCACCACCAGCGUUUCGCAAUCUCUAGAUACGGAGGAGGAGGGUAUGGGUAUUACGGCGGUGGUGGAGUAGUACUAGGGAGGAAAAACUCCGGUAUAGACCGGUCCGUGAUCGAAUCUUUACCGGUUUUUCGGUUUGGUGCAUUGAGCGGUCACAAAGACGGUUUAGAGUGCGCCGUGUGUCUCGCUCGGUUCGAACCGACGGAAGUGCUGAGGCUACUGCCGAAAUGCAAACACGCCUUCCACGUGGAGUGUGUUGACACGUGGCUCGACGCUCACUCCACUUGCCCCCUUUGCCGUUACCGGGUCGACCCGGAAGACAUACUCUUGAUCGGUGAUUGUAACUCCUGGUUCGAGCUCCGUUUCUCUAACCGCCAAGAAGAAUCCAACAGUACCGGUUUAACCCGGUUUGUUCCGGUCACUCGAAUCUCCGGUCGUCACUCAUCAGCUGGUGAACGAGCGAGUCGACUCAACGAGAUUAAAGCGUCCUCGUCGUCUAAAACGAAUCCGACGUCGUUUCGGAGAUCACUCGAUAGCUCUUUAAAAGUUAACACCGGCGAGGAGAAAUCGGAACCCGUCGCAGUUGAUCGGGUACAGAGAAAAGACGGACUGUUGUUAAUUCCGAAUCGGGAGAGCUUGGAGGGGAGAUUCGAGCACCGGAUAAUAAUCUCCGGCGGGAAUCGAGACGAUCAGAGGUGGAGCGAGGUGAGGCCGUCGGAUCUUUUGUAUUUGCGAUCGGAGAUGAUACUUAGCGAUAGUAAGAAACUAGCAGCGGCGGAGGGUGGGAGAGAUGUAAACAACGGGAGAAGUGUGUCGGAGUUAACGAGUAUUGAGAGACGGAGGAGAUGGGGAGGAGAGCCUAGACAACGACAAGCCACGGCGGUGAUUUCGAGAUGGCUCGCUUGGUCCCAUAGGCCCUCCUCCUCCGCUUCCUGCAUUGUUUAGAAAAAAAAUCAUAUUUUUUGGCCCUUUGAAUUUUGUGAUAUAACAUUUUUCGCCGGUUUAGUUUUGUUUAAUAACAUUUUAGCCCAGAAUUAAUUUAUUCGAGAGAGACAAUGCAGCAGAUGGCACAGGUAGGAGUAUUUGUUUUAGGAGUUAAGUAAUAGAGAGAGAGAGAGAGAGAGAGAGAGAGAGAGAGAGAGAGAGAGAGAGAGAGAGAGAGAGAGAGAGAGAGAGAGAGAGAUGCACGAGUGCGAGGAAGCACAAAUCAUUUCUUUUUGUUUUUUAAUUUUUUGAGGAAUUUCUAAGGAAAGUGAAAGGUUUGAGUUUUUUUUUAAAAAUCUUUAUAUUAUUGAUGUCUUGGUGUAAUAAAGGGCGAGUUUUAGGGAUCU